CCUUAUUUGUAUAGGAUUCACAUUUAAUGUUGUUUCCUUAUUGUAACCCCUCCCUAUUUGUAUAUAAAGGGAGGUGGAUUCAUUGUAUUAAUCGUGGAAAAUAAUAAUUCUUCAUGGUAUCGGAGUCUUCUCCUCUACCCUAGGCUAACCCCGAAACCUUCCCCACUACCUCUCUCUCUCGGCGUUUACUGUCUCUGCCGCCACCCCUCUUCUCCCCCACGGCAGCAGCUUUCUCUCCUUGCCGACACCCUACUCCCCCACCGCAGAGACUCCCACAGCCUCCCUCUCUCUCUAAAACAAUCCUCCAAACAUAUACCCCAUGGCCUCCGAAAAACCAAACUCUUCUUCCCCUACCCCCCAUCUAGCGUUUACAACGAUCUCUAACGUCAAACUCCAGGUUUCUAUUACUCUCAGUUUCUCGGAGCCUAACUACAAAAAAUGGAGCCGCCUCUUCCUUCUUUUGGUGCGCCGCUUCAACCUUGAAGGCUUCCUCACCGGUGAGAAAACUUCAACCGGAAAAGAUGACGUCGAAUGGAUCCAACUCAACGCUCUCAUUCAAGGAUGGAUUCUCUCCACCGUCAAUGAUGAGGUGUCGGAUCUCAUCAUCUCUUCCACCACAUCCGCUGCAGAUAUAUGGAAUUCUAUUCACAACUUAUUUCACGACAACAAGGCGGCAAGGGCCAUGCAAUUGGAGCAACAAUUCUUCACCACCGUCAAAGGCACAUCUUCAAUUGCCUCGUAUUGUCAGACACUUCGCAACAUUGCCGAUUGGCUUGACGAUGUCGAUGCCCCGGUCACCGAGAAUCAACUUGUUUUGCAAACCCUCCGUGGCCUCCCGGAGGAUCUCAGCAACCAAGCUUCUUUCCUGCAGUUUCAAAAACCUCCGCCAACAUUUAUGGAAACCCGGUCGGCUCUUCUUCUUCUCGAAGGACAGCGGCGUCCCCACGCCGUCGCCGGUGAGCAAAGCACGGCGCUGGCAGUGCACGGCGGAGGAGGCUCUCGCAGCCCGGGCCAUGGUGGUCAUGGCGGACAGCAGUUCGAACACAGCAGUGGCGGCACUGGACCACCCCACGGGUACGGCGGACGGGGAUAGGCGCACGGUGGACGGCCGACUCGUGUCCGUGGUCGUGGACGGCACGCUGGAGCACACCCUCGGUACAGCCCUGGACAAAACAAUCCCUGGCAGAUUCCCUACCCAUCCCAACAGUGGGCUGGGCUCUUGGGC
Messenger RNA from Cuscuta campestris, 1225 nucleotides. The record is from the annotation of a GenBank genome assembly. NCBI's taxonomy places the organism in Eukaryota, Viridiplantae, Streptophyta, Magnoliopsida, Solanales, Convolvulaceae.